AUGCUUGACGAGACCAAAGAUCCAAUCACAUUUCCUGUGAUUUCUGCACUUCUUUUGGGCGCAGCCAAAGUACUGCGACAGCAAUCACUCAUGGUUUACUCGGAUGUGCUUCAUUUGUGGUCUAGAUUGCGCCCAAAGCUAUUCGAGCCACAAGCAACGAAUACAAUUGAUUUGCCAAGCUCUGUUGCAAAACUGAGAAACAUCACAUUAACAGAGCUUGAAGCCAUCGGUGGCCAUCCGUCCACUGAAACAUACUAUCCUUUUGCAGAUCUGUUCGAUUGGACCUAUGUGGACCCUCCUUUGGCGUUAUAUACAAACGACAGUGCUUCAGCCACUUCGUCGGCUGCCGGUACUAUCGAGGAGCUACAAGAUGCUGACAACUAUUCAAUUGGUGAACAGGUGAACAGAAUGAACGACAGCUAUCUUUUGUCACCCGUUUUCUUGGAAGGUGACCACCGUGCCGAUGCUGCUGUUAGCUACUACAGCAACAUGGACCAUCACGUAAUGCCUCACAUUCCUCCGAGAAUAGCAGAAGGGAGACAACAACCAAACGCAGAAGGCUACUCUAUACCAGAUCUUUUCGUCGACGACUUUUACGACGACGGUGACAUUGGAGGAAGCGAGAAUUAUGGUGAUGAGAACGACGACCGGCACGUAUGGGCGGCUAUUAUGGAUGAUCAACGACGUCUGUUGUUGCGACGUGCUGCCUCCUUGCCACCUUCAACGGACGAUCGCACUCCAACAGAUGAGUACUGCAGAGUUACAACACCAGCCGAAGAGAACGGCUCUUCUCACCCCCACGAAGGUGAUACUAGUGAUGCGCAUGUGUACGACAACUACAAUGAUGGGGUAUCAUCACGACGAUCGACAUUUGCUACUGAGGACAUGUCUGAUUUGGUCCCUGUCAGUGAGGGCAGCAGCCCUUCUUUUGACGCAAACGAGGACCGCGACCGCAAUACCGAUGACGGUGUGGAUGUACUUGAUCAGGCACAGGCAACAAAUACAACAGCAACAGGGAUGAAUGCAGCACUUGCUACCAUCACUGCUACUGCGCCGCAGCAGGAGCAACAGCAACGCCGUUUAAGACUAACACAAACUCGGCGAUUGAUUAGCGAUACAACAACCACAGUGCCUGCGAGCUUUUAUCAGCGACGAGAUACGCUCAUCAACAGACGUGAUCCAUACGACAUCUUUAUAAAUCAAAGGGGAAAAGGAAAGCUUGUCAAGGCCAAAAAGGCCGCCUCAAUCGAGCAACGGCUUCAUCGACCGCUUGUGCCAGUUGACAUUGCGCAGACGAAUGCAAUGUGGCAGCAUCAGCUUCAAUCGGAAUUCUUGCUGCCGAUGGCAAUGACCAAUGUGGAACUGGAACGGGCCAGAAGGAACCAGCAAGCCGUCGAUGACGCAUCAUCUUUACGUUCUUCCAUGGAUUUCAUGUUAAAUGACAAUUCAUCGACUGGUGCUGAUCAACGGUUCAAUACUAGCCGUGAACGCUCGGGUUCAUCUGAGUCCCUGCUUUUUGAUACUUCAGAUGAUGAAGAACAGAGAAGAUUAUCACGCAUUCGUCGGUCUCCGGAAUUUUCCCGGGUUCCUGAAGAAGAUGAUUACAUGGAUUAUGACAGCGGCGCUGGUGGUGACGAUGACGGCGAUGAUAUGGUGUUUCAAGAUGAUGGUGGUGUUUUGGCUAUAGACAGUAAUGGUUGUGGUUAUGCUACUACUGCUUUGCAUUGCAUGACAUGA
Zychaea mexicana is the source of this 1737-nucleotide messenger RNA. RefSeq lists its product as uncharacterized. NCBI's taxonomy places the organism in Eukaryota, Fungi, Mucoromycota, Mucoromycetes, Mucorales, Lichtheimiaceae. The transcript is spliced from 8 exons. The coding region runs from base 1 to 1737 and encodes 578 amino acids. The record is from RefSeq and is a predicted model, not a curated record.